UCGGAACUCUUAAAAAUGGCGGGUUUAUCAAAAAAUAAAUUUGAUGUUUACAAAUGUUCAGCAAAUGAAGCCAUACAUUUUAAACUUGUUAGAAAGGAAGAAGACCUGGAUGAUGAUACAUCAACAUUCCCUCCUGAGAUGACACAUCAGGUGUUUGGAGAGAAUGAAAGUAUUUUUGGAUACAAGGAUUUGGUGGUAGAGAUGUAUUAUACUGCUGCUAAAUUAACAACAUUCAUUAACCUACAGUACAUCACUAAAGUUUCACCAGAAUUACAUGAAGGACUACAGGCUGAUGAUGUCAUUGGUCAGUUACGAGAUGUGGUGCCUCCUGGAUUUCUGACCAGUAGAGAUGCAUUCAUUAGUUCAAUACCAAAGGAUGCUGACUUCAAACCAUUUGGAAAACUUUUGCACUCAUUCACUGUACACAAAGAUGGAAAGGAUCGACAGUUUGAGAUCUAUAAGACAGGGAUAGAGAGCCCAGGAUUUAGAGAGUACCACGAGAGACUACAAACUUUUAUUUUGUUCUUCAUUGAUGCUGCUUCCUUUAUUGAUGUGGACGAUGAACGAUGGCGAUUCUUCUUACUGUUUGAAAAAUACAUGUGUAAUGGAAAUCCAAUGUAUGCUAUAGCAGGUUACAUGACUGUAUAUAAUUACUAUGCCUACCCAGAGAAGUUACGUCCCAGAGUCAGUCAAGUGCUAAUCCUGCCGCCCUUCCAGAGGAUGGGUUUAUGUGCCGAGUUGUUACAGACCUUCUAUAACGACACUUAUAGGAGGAAGGAGGUGUUAGAUAUCACAGUUGAAGAUCCCUCGGAAAAUUUCCAGAGAGUCCGAGACUUUGUGGAUGUUAAGAACUGCCAGAGUCUUUCAUCUUUCCGACCAGAGAGACUCCUGAAAGGUUUCUCCGAGGAAAUGCAGAGAGAAGCCAGAGAGAAGUUCAAGCUUAACAAGAGACAAACUAGGAGAGUGUAUGAGAUUCUGAGGUUGAAGGCGACAGACACAAGUAACAAAGAACAAUACAAGGCAUACAGACUGGACAUGAAAAGGAGGCUGAAUGCACCAUUCCAGAAAAAUGGUCGUGAUUUUGACAAACUGAAGAAUGUUUUACGUCCAGACGAGUUUUCUGCCACUCUGAGCUCCAUCACUGAGGAACAAAGGCAUCAGUAUUUAGAGACAACAUUUCAGGAAAACGUGGAGAUGUAUAGGAAAGUUAUAGACCGACUGGCAACAUCAUAACCCAGUAUUGUCCUACACUGAUAGUCUCUGGCAAUGGAUGGUGCUCGUCUGGACUACCAAAUGACUAGGCAUUCUUUUGUUGUAAAUCAUCAGUACUGUUCUCAUUACUUUAUCUAGGGAUUAUUUUCCAGUCCAAUUGACUUGCAUGGUGAAGAAUUUUCCAUUUAGUUAAAUGUUUACGUCAAGGUUAGGAAUCUCAUUUAAAAGCUGGCUUUGCUGAAAAUGCAGAUUCAACAGAAUUUUUUUUCUGCUGGAAGAUACAUAUUAAGUUUCAUUUUGUUUAUCCAUAAUCAGCCAGCAGCAGUCAUUUCUCAUGUCACCAUUCUCAUGUUAACAAUUUAGGGGGAAAAUGUGUGUGAUUAUGUUCUCUUGUUACCCAUAUGCCAUCUUGUGUGAUAAAUCAUUAUUUUACUGCAAUAUCUAAAAAUGUCAACCCAGUCAGCUGAGUGUACAGAACUUCAUGUACAUUGUAUAUUGUGCUUUUCUUACUUUCCUCCUGUGAUCACAGAUUUUCAUUUUGUUUUAUACAUUAAUUGAUAAACAGACAAAAUAGUUUAUUUUCUUGCUAUGUUCUGCAUUAAAAAUAAUGUGAAAGAUUUUUCCCUCAAUAUUUAAAGAUGUUGAUUAUAUAUUUUUUUAUCUCCCCGUUUUUGAUGCAGUGUACGAGUGACGCUGACUAAGAAGUUUGAACACUUUCAUGAAGCAUGUUCUGGGUCCAUAUCUCGGAAUGAUUUGGAUAUUACAUUUUCUAGUCUCAUGUCAUAAAUAUCUAUUAUAUUUACAACCCUUUGCAAACAAAUUCUUGGUUACAUACAUGUGUAAGUAAUAUAUUAUGUUAAACUUUUUAUUUUCGUCUUCAAAACUAUGACUUGACCAUAAAUGACAUGGAAAGAAACAAGAAGACAUAUACAAGUAUUAAAUUUCAGAAGAUUUAACUGAAUCUACCUUCUUACAAUUCUCAACAGUCAAGUCUGACAUCUUCAGGACCUAUUAUAUUUGAAGUUUUGUUUCAACUAGUUAUAGCUUAUAUGAUCUCUUAAGGAAAAGAAAAUGAUUGUGGAUUUUCCUAUGACUAUUUAUAAUGGUGAGUUUUGUUGUACUGUUUGGAACAGGGUUAGUGCUUUAAUGUCAGUGAUGUUCACACACCAGUAUCAUAUUUAUUUAAUUCCUAAUAUUAUUUUCCUUGUAUGUGGAGAAGGAAGAGUGGAUGUCGGAUGAAAAUAAACUUGAAAGCAUUCA
Messenger RNA from Saccostrea echinata, 2472 nucleotides. Its product is annotated as histone acetyltransferase type B catalytic subunit-like. Lineage: Eukaryota; Metazoa; Mollusca; Bivalvia; Ostreida; Ostreidae. Bases 16 to 1233 code for a protein of 405 amino acids. The transcript is spliced from 11 exons. Gene Ontology annotation, biological process: subtelomeric heterochromatin formation. The record is from RefSeq and is a predicted model, not a curated record. Gene Ontology annotation, cellular component: nucleus. Gene Ontology annotation, molecular function: histone binding; histone H4 acetyltransferase activity.